Molecule: messenger RNA, 1615 nt
Organism: Aspergillus heteromorphus CBS 117.55
Lineage: Eukaryota; Fungi; Ascomycota; Eurotiomycetes; Eurotiales; Aspergillaceae
Product: cysteine protease ATG4
Exons: 5
Coding region: 278-1513 (411 amino acids)
Molecular function (GO): protein-phosphatidylethanolamide deconjugating activity
Source: RefSeq, a predicted model, not a curated record
CCAUGAUUGUAAGUUUAUCGCAGUGCCACUAGACACCCCAUAUCAACCAAGUACCUUUGGGUCGUUGCCCCCCCACUAUUUGGUGACUAGUAUAAUCAUAUUGAACCGAUAGACACCCGUCAACCCCGACUGCCUCCACAAUUCCAGUGGGCCGGGGCUAUAUUUACUUUACGGUGACGUACUGCCAGUCUGCCACACCUCACCUCACCUCAACUACCACUCUCGUGCGACCGGAGAGACACACCAAGGUGCCAACACGAUAGCAGGUGCCAUCAGUAUGGACAUAGGACGAUGCAGCAAACGCAUCGUACAGUAUCUCUGGGACCCGGAACCCAGAAAUGACGAAGAACCUGAUGCAUCGAUCUGGUGCCUAGGCAUAGAGUACCCCCCCGAUUCGGAUGCACCUGCCGGGAGCAAGACCCGUAAGGCCCUACACAAUUCCAUGACUCAAUCCAGUGGGGGCGACCCGUACAAAAGUACGACGGAGCCAGCAAGGCCCUGGAAACAACAAGAUUAUGGUUGGCCAGAGUUGUUCUUGUCAGACUUCGAAUCGAGGAUAUGGAUGACUUAUCGAUCAAAUUUCCCACCGAUACCAAAGUUCGACGGUGGCGACUCGAAUAUAUCUAUGACACUAGGCGUACGUCUGAGAAGUCAACUCGUAGAUACGCAAGGGUUCACCUCGGAUACUGGAUGGGGCUGCAUGAUUCGAUCUGGCCAAAGCCUGCUGGCAAAUGCAAUCUCUAUAUUGCUGAUGGGGCGAGAUUGGCGCCGGCAGGAGAGUCCUAGAGAAGAGUCACAGUUGCUAUCACUCUUUGCUGACGUUCCGAGUGCCCCGUUCUCAAUACACCGCUUUGUAAAGCAUGGCGCAGAGUCGUGCGGUAAACACCCAGGAGAAUGGUUCGGCCCUUCUGCAACUGCUAAAUGCAUAGAGACUCUUUCAUCCCAGUGUGACAAUUUGCCACUGAAGGUAUACGUGACGAAUGAUACCUCAGAGGUUUACCAAGACAAGUUCAUGAGUGUCGCUCAAAACGACAUGGGUGUCUUCCAGCCCACCCUCAUUCUCCUAGGAACCCGGCUAGGUAUCGACCACAUUACACCCGUAUAUUGGGACGGGCUAAAAGCUGUAUUGCGGUUUCCCCAAUCUGUCGGGAUUGCAGGAGGACGCCCGUCCGCGUCUCACUAUUUUGUUGGCACCCAGGGAUCAUCUUUGUUUUACCUAGACCCGCAUAAUACUCGCCCGGCGAUUCCAGAACGGGAAUUGAGCGAACCAUAUUCGGCAGUUAACAUCGAUAGUUAUCAUACACGGCGACUGAGAAGGAUUCAUGUCAAGGAUAUGGAUCCCAGCAUGCUGAUAGGCUUCCUUAUCCGAAACGAAGAGGACUGGCUGGAUUGGAUAACCCGCGUAAGAGCCGUUGAAGGGAGACCGAUAAUCCACGUUUUGAACGAAGUGAACCACUCCCAGCAAGAAGCAGAAGCCUUCGACCAAGUUGAGGUGUUGGAAGAUAGUGAUUGAACAGAGAAAGUGGGCAAGGAUCACAAUUUAUGCUAGCUUUAUCAAGGAUGUCCAACACCGUAAAUGAUCAUAAUACAGAGUAAUAUGAUUAUGCAACUGAGC